Messenger RNA from Cephus cinctus (wheat stem sawfly), 4888 nucleotides. It is a transcript of the gene Nrk, whose product is annotated as tyrosine-protein kinase transmembrane receptor Ror2. The record is from RefSeq and is a predicted model, not a curated record. Gene Ontology annotation, cellular component: signaling receptor complex. Lineage: Eukaryota; Metazoa; Arthropoda; Insecta; Hymenoptera; Cephidae. Bases 1508 to 3472 code for a protein of 654 amino acids. The transcript has 5 exons. Gene Ontology annotation, biological process: cell surface receptor protein tyrosine kinase signaling pathway; positive regulation of kinase activity; multicellular organism development. Gene Ontology annotation, molecular function: transmembrane receptor protein tyrosine kinase activity; protein binding; ATP binding.
CGUCGGAUAUUUUCACGGACAAACUGGUGUCGCUGGCGUACCUGGUUGUGAAUUGGCUAUGAAUAUAAUCCCAUAACCUUAUUACGAUCAGGUCACCAAAGUUGAGCGCCUCUGCUUACGCAAGUACUACUCCACGUACUACUUCCCUCACUACGAGCGCAAACAACUACGAUACCACACGACUCCACCCUAACCUGUAUAUAUACACAUAGCAUAUCGACGCGAUUAUCAACAAUUAACAGUAGAUUGUCAAUAGGAGGAAAUUACACGGAAAAAGAGUCCAACCGUGAUAUGCAUUGGAUGCAAGUGCAAAGUUCACAUACCACGUUCCACGGACCCAUCAAGAUGUAAUCGUGGAAUGCUUGAAUGGCGCGCAGCAGCAUAUUUGUUUUAAAAAUCUUGUCUAAUUGUAACGGGGAGUCCACCAAUCCGAAGUACGGGUCAAUGCGCAACGUUAUAACGAGCAACCAUAAGUCGGUUGUCAAUGGUUGCCAGUGUUUCUCACUGGAUAAGACGACACAAUCAGUGAAUCUCGGCCAAUCACGGCACUUACUUCUGUUCACGCUAUAAAUAGCUGAUCCUUCCUGACAGCUAGUGAUUGCUGAUUAACUUGGUCCUCUCUGGAUGGAACACAAAAGCUAACAGUAUAUCAAAACAAUCUGAAGCGUUUUGAAUGGACUGGGUAACCGGAUCUUUAUGCGCUCUAGUGCAAAUUUAUUUCGAAAGCAUUUCAAAUGAUAAUCACCUUGAAACCAAACCGCUUUUUACUUCCAUUAAUUAGAGAGGUCAUCGGGUUAGACCUCGAGAUCAAAGGGAUGCUGUAGAGCGUAAUGAAUCCCAUCCGGAUACAAUAGAAUGAUUUGAAAAACGAUGCACCUGCAGAGAUUCGUGGUGCACAUCUUCGAACACCAAUAUCGAAGAUGGUGUCGGUGUACGACUGCCUACGAAGAGCGAAUAGUUUAAUCUACAAUAACCAGAUCUCUCUAAAAUGUCGGCGAACGAGGAGUAUCGGGCAUCUUGUGCUGAAUGACGGCAACUACUUGGAAAGCGAAAAGCCGUAAUUUUUGGCGAAUGUUUCGCGUUUAAUACGGGUAAAUCUAUAUUUUUAUUGGUAUAACCUCGAUCGCGAGCAAAGAUAAACAUAAUCCUUAAAACAGAUUUGUAGAAUCGAUCCGGAGACACUUCGUUCCUUGUGUAUUUUCAUUAUUCGACGCAGACGACGUCUUCCUUGAACAUAGUGUUUAUGAAGGUGUUAGUAAUUAAGCCGUGGUGAUUGCAAACAAUUAAUUAGCGCGCCUGGCAAGGUGUGGUUGAACAACAUGAGUCACAGGGGGUUUCCUGUAUGGGAUAAAUUUGAAGUCUCUGCUGUCCUCAAGCAUUAGUCUUGCUUGUAACAUGAGACACUCUAGAAGCAAUAUCUUGCAUUUGUCACACAGAUGAUCUAGACCAGAAUUAGAAGAUGAUAACAAUACUUUCAAUGCAAGCAUAAUACACUGAUACUGAUAUCAUGGUGCUUUGGGAUAUCCUUCUGGCUGCUAUCUUUUUGGGCUUCAAUUUGGUGCAAGUCAAAUCUGAAAGUCAUGGUUACUGUGCACCGUAUAAUGGUAAGAUCUGUAAAAAGUACCUCACAGGUAUCGGGGAAGUCUGGUUUAAUGAUUCCAAUGACAAUCCCGGAGGCUGGCAAAAUGAACGAAUAACUACAGACCUUUGGGAAGAAUUGAUACAAAGACUAGUAGAGCCAUGUAGAUCUGCAGCUGAGAAAAUGCUUUGCUUCUAUGCAUUUCCACAAUGUCAAGGUUCUAUAGCGUUGCCACUCUGUUACGAGGACUGCAUGGCUGUGAGGCAUCAAUUUUGCUACAACGACUGGGCCUUAAUAGAAGACAAUAAGCAAAGAAACAUCUUUAUCAGAUCCAGAGGGCACUUCACUUUACCAGAGUGUGAGAGGCUGCCCAAGAUUAGCAAGGAAAAACCCACUUGCUCUCACGUUCAUCUGACUGAUAUAAAUGUGGAUCUCAUCACUUAUGACUGUGUUAAGGGCAAUGGCCGUUUUUACUUGGGGAAGGAAAACAAAACUAAAUAUGGUCGCAACUGUCAAUCCUGGGGUGUUCAGGAGCCGCACAGCCACGAUAAACCGCCGGAUGUCUUUCCGCAAAUCCGCUAUGGAGAAAAUUAUUGUAGAAAUGCAGGCGGCGAUGAACCCAUGCCUUGGUGCUUCACUAUGGAUCCGCUGAUCCGCUGGGAACACUGUGACAUUCCAAUUUGUGAUAAUUCAACGGAGACGGUGGUAGAAAUCGACCCGAAAGAUUUGACUAUGGAAACAUUUUUCACGCCUACUUUUGUAAUGAUCCUCUCCGCCGUGGGGUUCAUCAUCUUGGUCGGUGCUUUACUCGUCGUACUGUUAUGCCAAAGGCUUCAUAAAACACACCAAGGAUACAAUCCAACAGAAAGCCAGAAUGCAACGUUACAGGAUGUCAACAUCGACCUGGACAAACUACCCAGCAACGACGCGUACCAUAAAACGGGUGCGCAACUAAAUCCAAAGUUGGAGAAGUUAGAAUUUCCAAGAAACAACAUCAUCUACGUAAGGGAUCUGGGUCAGGGUGCUUUCGGUCGAGUCUUUCAAGCGAAAGCACCAGGUCUGGUACCAGAUGAGGAAUUCACGAACGUCGCUGUCAAGAUGCUCAAGGAGGAGGCUUCUGAAGAUCUGCUAGUGGACUUUGAACGGGAAGCUUGUCUCCUAGCAGAGUUCGAUCACCCAAACAUCGUGAAGCUUCUAGGAGUCUGUGCAAUUGGACGUCCCAUGUGCCUCCUAUUUGAGUACAUGGGUCGUGGCGACCUGAACGAGUUUCUGCGUUCCUGUUCUCCAGGAAAUUAUAUUGUGCGAAGUCUAGAAAAGGACGGCACUUUCACAGACUCCCGUCUCUCCCACAUGGACCUCAUAAAUAUAGCGAGACAGGUCGCGUCUGGUAUGGUCUAUCUAUCCGACAGAAAGUUUGUUCACCGAGAUCUGGCUACGCGGAAUUGCCUAAUAAACGAUCAGAUGGUGGUGAAAAUAGCAGACUUUGGCCUCUCGCAGAAGAUCUACCUUCAAGACUAUUACAAAGGCGACGAGCAGGAUGCCAUCCCGGUGAGAUGGAUGCCAUUAGAGAGUAUACUGUACAACAAGUACACAGUGGAGUCAGACGUAUGGGCCUUCGCCGUCUGUCUUUGGGAGAUCUUCAGUUUCGCUCUUCAGCCCUACUACGGCAUGACCCAUGAGGAGGUAGUCAAGUACAUCAAAGAAGGCAACGUACUGCAGUGUCCGGAGAAUACGCCAAAGUCUGUAUACGAGCUGAUGAAACUCUGCUGGAACAGAAGACCCUCGGACAGGCCAACCUUUAGGACCAUCUACCAGACUCUGGAUGUUAUCAAGCAUGAGCUGGAAAGCAGCGAGAACAAACUAGACAGCGUUCCUCUGCGCAUUCAUGUUUAAAGGUAGCUUCUCUCUUUUCUUAUUUUUUUUUCAUCUUUCUCUUUCUCUCCUUCCUUCCGCCCCUUUUUAAUUGCCUCCAAGGUAUGUCCCAUCCAUACCGUCAAUUGCAGAGGUACACUAAGUAUGCAGCUAGUCGAGAGACCAUUUAUUUGUCGUUAGCUUUCUUAUCGCAGACCAAAGUUUUUGUCGAAAAUUUUUUAUCGAAGAAAGCCGAGAUUUAGGCCUAAUUUUUAAACUGUGUGAUCAACGAGGCUAAACUUUUUUAAGCAACAUUGAAUUUCGCGCAAACGCAUUUACAAAGAGCAACUAGUUCGUUUGGCCUAUGGGAAAUACGAAUUUCAGUAUCGAAUUGUGCAUCCAUCGCAGUCGCGUUUGAUGUUCGUUUGUAAAUAGUGUAUUUCGUUAGGAGCUGUGACACAGGCUUUACCUCUUUCCAAAGUUCCAUUGCGUUCGCAGUCCAAGGGCAUAAUCGUGCAUGUUGUAAGUUUUGGCUAUAUAAGUGUUUUUAUACUUAAGCGAGAUCUAUUUAUACUUUAAAUGAACGUUAGAUGUUAGAUGCAAGAGGGUCGCUAUAACAAAACCUAAAAAGGAAUGAAAAUAAGAUGAAGUAACUGAAGGCGCACAAUGUAGUAACGGACUAAGACACGCUAUUGGAAAAUAUUUGGGUAAAAUGACGUUAGGUAUAUAUUGCGUUACUGUUAUACAUACUAUAGUAUAAGGUGGGUUUUCAAAAAGUAUUCGCGUAUUCGGUACGCCAUCAUAGACAGGUCACUGUUAUCACUGCCACUAACCAGUAACCACAUCAUUCCAAAGAGACUGCUAUGUACUUUGAUAACUAAAAAGAAGUAAACUGAACAGUUUAGACAGUAUUCGACAUUAGUUAGCGCGGGUACUUUACGAAUACCUUUAAGAAUCAUCCUCGGGUGAAACAAUGCGUAUUAAAUGAAAAUAAGAGAGAUAUAUAUUAUAUAUACGUACGUGUGUACAUGUGGUAAAUGCAUUUCACGAAAUAAAAGAAAAGAAAGACGGCGCCUCAUUAAAACUGAAACGUUCCGCCGCCAUCUUUUCUCUCAGAUGAAGAUUCACCACUGUCAAAUGAAUAAUGCACUACUACCGUAAUUGUAUAUUGUCGUAAAAGUAUUCAUAGCGAAGUCACCAAGAUGCCGAUUUUUUUUACUUUUAUUAUCCCCCAACCCCUCAUUAUUGACGUCGUAUAGUUCUGGACGCGUUCGUAUCUAUGGCUAAGAUCGAUGUGGUAUACUAUUCUGAAUUUUAUAUGCAAAGUAUUGGCAACGCACAAUAAUGUACGUUAUUUACGUGCUAUUGCAUUGCCGACGCGACGGCAGAAGCCGCCGUCGGACUUCUCUACGGAUGUACAACUUUUGUAUGAAAUAAAAAAUCAAUUUCCUAUCUGUU